Messenger RNA from Symphalangus syndactylus (siamang), 639 nucleotides. RefSeq names its product NANOG neighbor homeobox (gene NANOGNB). Gene Ontology annotation, molecular function: DNA binding. NCBI's taxonomy places the organism in Eukaryota, Metazoa, Chordata, Mammalia, Primates, Hylobatidae. The record is from RefSeq and is a predicted model, not a curated record.
AUGGCAUCUGCUGGCUCUUCAGCAGUGACUGAAGGACUGAGUGUCUGUGCAGAUGAUGACAACUGGGAGGCUGGCCGGGCGCGGUGGCUCACGCCUGUAAUCCCAGCACUUUGGGAGGCCGAGACGGGCGGAUCACGAGGUCAGGAGAUCGAGACCCUCCUGGCUAACACAAAGCAACCAGCUAUGCCUUGGGAUCAAAAUCCAGAACAAUCAACUGGAAAUUACAGUGAAGAUGAACAAAACAGAAAGCAGAAAUGGAGAGAAGGAGGAGGAGAAGCAGGCGGAAAGACAGAACGAGAAAAAGAAGAAAAAAAUGAAAAGGAGCUGCAAGAUGAACAGGAAAAAAAAAGGAAAAGGGAAAAUGAGAAACAGAAGCAGUAUCCCGAGAAAAGAUUAGUCAGCAAAUCCCUCAUGGACACUCUCUGGGCAAAGUUUAAGUUAAACAGGUGCCCCACUAUACAAGAGAGUCUAUCACUCUCAUUUGAAUUUGACAUGACACAUAAACAGAUAAGUCAAUGGUUUUGUAAAAGGAGGAAGAAAUAUAAUAAAGAAAUGUCCAAGAGAAAGCAUAAGAGAAAGCAUACGAGAUGGAGGUCUCUGUGUUGCCAAGGCUGGUCUCAAACUCCUGCCCUCAAGUGA